ACUGCAGUUCAAAACUGUUCAUAGUCAAAUCCACUCUGUAAAGCUUUCACUCAAACAGCCUUCUGCUCUGCUCUGUGCAUGCUUACUCACUAUGUAAAGAACAGCACUGCAUUCGUCUAGUUCGGCCUGUAGAUACCAGACAUCACUUUGCACUGUGGGAAAUGAAGUCUUGCACGUGUGCUCUUGUGUAAUAUAACAGAGUUAUGCUGCAAAUGGAACGGCAGAAGCACGCAGAGUGACAAAGAAGUGUCAGAGAUAGAGAAGGAUGGAGAAAGACUGAAAGAAGAGGACAGAUAGAUUCAGAACGAAAAGUAGACAGCGGUACUUGCACUCUGUGACUGAGGGUCGUGCUCUGUAAAAGUCCUACGAGCAGCAGUGACGUCACUUUGGCUCAUAGCGUACUGGACAGUGUGGACAGAGGGACGGCAGGUGCCUAAAGUUAUAAAACGUUUCUUCUCUCCUCUCCUGUCGGGCUUGGCAGAGUGUGAAAGAAAAACAUGGUUCGGUGGUUCCAUAGAGAUUUGUCUGGUCUAGAAGCAGAGACGCUUCUGAAGAGCCAUGGAGUUCACGGCAGCUUCCUGGCCAGGCCCAGCAAGAAGAAUGUUGGGGAUUUCUCUUUAUCUGUGAGAGUUGGGGACAUCGUGACACACAUCAGGAUCCAGAAUACUGGCGAUUACUAUGAUCUGUAUGGUGGUGAGAAGUUUGCUACAUUAUCAGAGCUGGUGGAGUACUACACAGGAAACCACGGUGUGCUACAGGAUAAAGAUGGAACCAUCAUUGAGCUCAAAUACCCUGUAAAUUCCUCUGACCCCACCACAGAGAGGUGGUAUCAUGGUCACUUGUCAGGUCCAAGUGCUGAGAAGUUAUUGCGUGAGCGGGACGAGUCAGGGACAUUUCUGGUGCGGGAGUCUCUCUCUAACCCUGGAGAUUUUGUCCUGUCUGCACUCACAGAUGAGGUGUCCAACUCUGGCAGGAGGGUCUCACACAUCAAGAUUAUGUAUAGUCAUAAUGGCUACACAGUAGGUGGAAAUGAAAUCUUUGGCUCUCUGGCAGAUCUGGUGGAGCAUUUCAAACGCAAAGGUAUCGAGGAGGUCUCGGGCACCAAAGUUUACCUCAAACAGCCGUAUUUCUCUACUAGGGUGAACGCGGCUGACAUUGAGAGCAGGGUGAGGCUGCUGGAGCAGACAGCAGAUGGACAAAUUCAGGAAGGAGACAAGAAGAUAAAAGCCGGUUUCUGGGAGGAGUUUGAUGCGCUGCAGAAGUACGAGUCUAAAGUGAAGAAGAGCAGAGAUGAAGGCAUGCGGCCAGAGAACAAGAGCAAAAACAGAUAUAAGAACAUCCUGCCAUUUGAUGAAACCAGAGUGGUUCUACAAGGUGGAGACCCCAACGUUGUUGGAUCUGAUUACAUAAAUGCCAACUAUGUGAAGAAUAAACUAUAUGAGAUCGGUUUUCAGAAGGUCUACAUUGCUUGUCAAGGAUGUCUUCUUACAACAGUCAAUGAUUUCUGGCAAAUGGUGUGGCAGGAGAGGUCGCAUGUGAUAGUCAUGACCACGAGGGAGGUGGAGAAAGGACGGAAUAAAUGCGUACCAUACUGGCCAGAACCUGGAGCAUCAAAAGAAUUUGGCAGAUACGUGGUGAUGUUACUAUCUGAGAGAGAUUGCUCAGACUACAAGAUCAGAGUGCUGGAGUUGACUUCUCUCGAUCAGAGUGAAGCACCAAGAGAGAUCUGGCACUAUCAGUAUCUGAGCUGGCCAGACCAUGGUGUCCCACAAGAGCCAGGUGGUGUGCUGAGCUUUCUCAUGCAAGUCAACAAUAAGCAGGCGGAGUUUUCUGGAGCAGGACCCAUGGUCAUCCAUUGCAGUGCUGGCAUUGGACGAACAGGAACCAUUGUGGUCAUCGACAUGCUAAUAGACACCAUUGAUGUUAAAGGUGUGGAGUGUGAAAUUGACAUCCAGAAGUGUAUUCUUAUGGUGCGUGAGCAGCGUUCAGGGAUGGUCCAGACAGAAGCACAGUACAGGUUCAUCUACUUGGCCGUACAGCAGCACAUCGAGUCCCAGAAACUCAAACAAAAGGCCUGCAUGGACACGGAGACUGAGUAUGGAAAUCUGUCCUUACAGCCCAAACACCAGAAAGCAAGCCGCAAAGUCUCUAAGAAUAAGGAAGACACAUAUGAGAAUCUGGGAGCAAAGGGAAAGAAAGAUGUCAAAAAGCAAAAAUCGGAAGAGAAGAAGAGUGGCUCUGUGAGAAAACGAUAAAACCAGAGAAUAAAAUUUAUUUGUAUAGCAGUUUUUUACAUUUUAACCUGAACCAUCUAAGUUUUCAAAUUACCUGUGCCUGCUACUGUGGAAGAAAACAUGUCUCAAAAAAGGAGCGUUUGAUUUCAGGCUCUGGUGCAGAUGAUUUAUUGCUUGCCUCCAAAAUGACAGUGUAAACUGUGAUUUUUACAUGAAUUGAUUCAGACAGAUUUGCCCUCUGUGCAGUUCUCAUUCUAAAUAAAGUGUUUCUUGAACAUGC
This is a messenger RNA of Pygocentrus nattereri (red-bellied piranha), 2514 nucleotides long. RefSeq names its product protein tyrosine phosphatase non-receptor type 6 (gene ptpn6). Lineage: Eukaryota; Metazoa; Chordata; Actinopteri; Characiformes; Serrasalmidae. Gene Ontology annotation, biological process: protein dephosphorylation. The record is from RefSeq and is a predicted model, not a curated record. The transcript is spliced from 19 exons. The coding region runs from base 498 to 2255 and encodes 585 amino acids. Gene Ontology annotation, molecular function: protein tyrosine phosphatase activity.